GUUCUUGGAAAUCCAUCUAUUCUUUCUUCUCAAGAAACCCGACAUUGCCUGAACAUUGAACAACAUACGACGUUGGGAAAUGGCGGAGUCCUCGGUGCCUGCUGCGUGGUCGGCGUUACUCUCCGGUAAGUCCGAUGAAGAAAAGGAGGAACUUCUGGACAGAAUGCUGACGCGAUUGGCACUUUGCGACGACUCCAAGCUCCAAGACUUGCUCACCAGGGUCCUUCCUCUUGCCAUCGCUGCACUCGCCUCUGCAUCUACCUCUCUUCGGAAUAAAGUUCUUGAACUCUUGAGCCAUGUGAACAAGAGAGUGAAGCACCAGCCCGAGAUCGGUCUACCGUUGUCUGAUCUGUGGAAGUUGUAUGUCGAAUCUAGUUCUGAUCCUAUGGUCAGAAACUUUUGCAUCAUUUACAUUGAGAUGGCAAUUGAUCGUUUGCAUAAGGAGGAAAGACAAUUGAUGGCUCCUGUACUUUUAGUCAACAUUUCAAAGCUGUCUCUGCAGCAUCAGGACAUAUUACUUGGAAUAGUAGGGAAGGUAAUUGGAGAGUGCCAUACAUCACAUGUCAGUGAUGAUGUGAUGGAAAAAUAUAAGAUAUUAGUUGGUUCUAAGGACUGUGAGGUAUUUCUUGAAUUUUGUCUUCACACAAUUUUGUACCAGCCAUCCUCUCAAAGUGGAGGACAAGUGGGUGGGCUUUCAGCUGUGCAAGUCAAACGUGUUAUUGGAAAACAGCCACUGAAAAGUGAUAUGCUACGGGAUAGAAAGACAGGGAUGUUGAACAUCAUUGAAGGCUUGGAGCUUCCUUCUGAACUUGUUUAUCCUAUCUAUAUUGCUGCCUGUGCAGAUAGUCAUGAAUCUGUAAUAAAAAAGGGGGAGGAGCUCUUGAAGAAGAACACUUCUGGUGUGAACUUAGAGGAUCCAAAUUUGAUUCUCAGACUGUUUCUAUUAUUUAAUGGAACAUCUGCAUCCGAAAAUGUUCCUCUGGAAUCCAAAGUCAAUCCAGGGAAUCUAGCUCUUAGAGUGAGACUGAUGUCUACUUUUCUCCGGUCAAUUGCAGCAGCUAACAGUUUCCCAUCAACAUUACAGUGCAUUUUUGGAUGCAUAUUUGGAAAUGAUGCCUCAGCUAGGUUGAAGCAGUUGGGAAUGGAGUUUGCAGUUUGGGUCUUCAAACAUGCUAGGAUGGAUCAGUUGAAGCUUAUGGCCCCUAUUAUACUAACGGGAAUUCUGAGAAUGCUAGAUAAUUUUUCAUUGGGUUCGGAUACUGUAGCUCGGGCAACUAGAAGUUUUUGUUUUCAAGCGAUUGGAUUACUUGCUCAACGUAUGCCUCAACUCUUCAGGGAUAAAAUUGAUGUUGCUGUUCGACUCUUUGAUGCUCUGAAGUUUGAGGAACAGUAUAUCCGCCCAACUAUUCAGGAGGCCACAAAUUCUCUUGCUGUUGCAUACAAGGAUGCACCGUCAGAGGUGUUAAAGAAUGUGGAGUUGUUACUAUUGCAAAAUUCUCAAGUGGAACAAAGUGAAGUACGCUUCUGUGCUGUGAGAUGGGCUACUAUAUUAUUUAGUUUGAAGCAUUGUCCAAGCAGGUUUAUUUGUAUGCUUGGAGCUGCAGAUUCUAAAUUGGACAUAAGAGAGAUGGCACUGGAAGGUUUAUUUCCUGGUGAGGCGCAGAGGAAGACUGUGCUGCAAAGUAUUUCUACAGAUUACCCAAGACUAUCUGAGAUGCUGGCUUAUAUUUUAGAGCAGCAACCAGCCCUCUUAGAUUCUAUUGGGACAGGAGAUGUGAAACUACUUUUUCCAUCUAAUACAUAUGUGGCUAUGAUUAAGUUUUUGAUGAAGUGCUUGGCAGCUGAUGCUGCACAGAUUAAUUUAGCUGAAGACUCCGGAGUUUUACACACUGUGGAACGGUUGUGUUUGCUGUUGGAAAAUGCCAUGACACAUGAAGGUUCUAUUCAGUUGCAUGCCUCAGCUUCCAAGGCACUAAUAACUUUGGGAUCAUAUUUUCCUCAGGUUUUAGCCUCUCGCUAUUCUGAAAAAGUUCAAUGGCUCAAACAAUAUCUGAGUCACUUGGACUAUGAUACAAGGGAAUCUAUGGCACGUUUGCUUGGAAUUGCUUCAUCAGCACUUCCCAUCACUUCUUCAUCUGAACUUAUUGGGGAAAUAGUAUCUUCAACUAGUGGAGCACAAAAAUUGAGGUUUGAAAUGCAGCAUGGGCUGCUAUGUGCUUUAGGAUAUGUCACAGCGAAUUGUGUGUUGACAACUCCUUCUAUCUCAGAGUCAGUACUUCAAAGUGUUCUUAAAUGUUUGGUCAAUGUCGUUAAUAUAGAGACCGCAGCACUAGCUUCGGUGGCAGUGCAAGCCUUGGGUCACAUUGGAAUCUGCAUCCCGCUGCCUCCGCUUCUCAUGGACUCUACUGCAGCUUCCAUCUGGACCAUCUUGGAUGAUAAAUUCAAGAAGCUUCUCUCUAGUGAGGACAUUAAAGCUGUCCAAAAAACUGUGAUUGCAUUGGGUCACAUGUGUGUGAAAGAAACAUCUUCUUCACAUCUAAAUACUGCUCUUGAGCUGGUCUUCAGCCUUUCCAGGUCAAAGGUUGAAGAUAUCUUAUUUGCUGCUGGAGAAGCUCUUUCAUUUUUAUGGGGAGGUGUUCCCGUCACUGCUGAGCUGAUUCUCAGAACUAAUUAUUCCUCCCUAUCUAUGAGUUCAAACUUUUUAAUGGGAGACACAUCCUCUUCUCUUCAAAGUCUUCCCUCAAUGGACUUCCAAAACGUUGAGGGUUACCAUGUGACUGUUAGAGAUGCUAUUAAUCGAAAGCUCUUUGAUGAACUUUUAUAUAGUAACAGAAAAGAGGAGCGUUGCUCAGGAACUGUCUGGUUGCUAUCCCUCACAAUAUAUUGUGGUCGUCAUGCAAGCAUCCAGAAAUUGCUCCCAGACAUUCAGGAAGCAUUCUCACACCUUAUUGGUGAGCAAAAUGAACUUACACAAGAGUUAGCAUCUCAGGGCCUUAGUAUUGUUUAUGAACUUGGUGAUGAGGGUAUGAAAAAAGGCUUGGUUAAUGCACUUGUCGGAACUCUAACUGGCUCAGGGAAGAGGAAAAGGGCUGUUAAGUUGGUUGAGGACUCUGAAGUGUUUCGAGAGGGUGAAUUUGGUGAGAGCCCUAGUGGAGGGAAACUGAGCACUUACAAGGAACUUUGUGGCCUCGCUAAUGAGAUGGGGCAACCUGACUUAAUCUACAAAUUUAUGGAUUUAGCCAAUUAUCAGGCUUCCCUCAAUUCAAAAAGAGGGGCUGCCUUUGGAUUUUCAAAAAUAGCAAAGCAUGCAGGGGAUGCCCUACAACCUUAUCUGCAGGCCUUGAUUCCAAGACUUCUUCGCUAUCAGUAUGAUCCCGAUAAAAAUGUACAGGAUGCAAUGUCCCACAUCUGGAAAUCAUUAAUAGCUGAUUCAAAGAAGGCCAUUGAUGAAAAUUUGGACAACAUAUUUGAUGAUCUCUUGACACAAUGUGGGUCUAGGCUUUGGCGGUCCAGGGAGGCUUCUUGCCUUGCGCUAGCAGACAUACUUCAAGGGCGUAAAUAUAAUCAGGUUGAGAAGCAUUUAGUAAGAAUAUGGACAGCUGCUUUUCGGGCUAUGGAUGACAUAAAGGAAACCGUUCGAAAUGCGGGUGAUCGGCUAUGUCGAGCUGUUGGAUCAUUAACCGUGAGGCUUUGUGAUGUCUCUCUUACACCAGUUCCAGAGGCAAGAGAGACAAUGGCUAUUGUUUUACCCUUGCUGCUGACAGAUGGUAUAAUGAGUAAAGUCGAAAAUAUUCGAAAGGCAUCUAUUGGCAUGGUCACCAAACUUGCUAAGGGUGCUGGGGUUGCUAUUCGUCCAUACUUAAGUGAUCUUGUCUGUUGCAUGCUGGAAAGUCUUUCAAGCCUUGAAGACCAAGGAAUGAAUUAUGUUGAGUUGCAUGCGGAGAAUGUGGGAAUACAAACUGAAAAGCUUGAGAACUUGCGAAUUUCAAUUGCUAAAGGAUCUCCAAUGUGGGAAACACUUGAACUGUGCAUAGAUGCUGUUGACUCUCAUUCUCUAGAUGUUUUGGUUCCUCGUCUCACCCAGUUGGUGAGAUCAGGCAUUGGAUUGAACACCAGGGUUGGUGUUGCAAACUUCAUCUGUUUGCUUGUACAAAAAGUUGGUGUUGGGAUCAAACCAUUCACGAAUAUGCUUUUGAAGCUUUUACUUCCAGUUGUGAAGGAUGAAAGAAGUGCUUCAUCGAAGCGUGCAUUUGCAAAUGCAUGUGCUAUUGUUUUGAAGUAUGCCACUCCAUCACAGGCCCAGAAAUUGAUUGAAGAUACUGCAAAUUUACAUUCUGGUGAUAGGAAUGAUCAGAUUGCGUGCGCAAUUCUAUUAAAAAGCUAUGCAUCCACAGCUCCUGAUGUAUUAAAUGGAUACCAUGCUAUUAUAGUUCCAGUUAUUUUCAUUUCAAGAUUUGAAGAUGACAAGAUGAUUUCGAGUCUGUAUGAGGAAUUAUUUGAAGAAAACAUGAGCAGUGAACGAAUAACUCUUCAACUUUACUUGGAAGAAAUUGUUGCUCUUAUCAAUAAUGGAAUUGUGUCGUCCUCAUGGGCUAGUAAAAAGAAGGCAUCAAAAGCAAUAUGUAAGCUUAGCGAAGUCCUCGGCGAGUCACUAUCUUCACAUCAUAGUCUUUUGCUCACUUCUCUUAUGAAAGAACUUCCUGGGCGUCUAUGGGAGGGGAAGGAAGAGCUACUAAAUGCAUUGUCUGCCCUUUCUACGUCAUGCCAUGAGGCGAUUUCUGCAUCCAAUCCCGAUGCUCCGAAUGCUAUAUUGAGCCUAAUAUCUUCUGCGUGCACAAAGAAAGCACAAAAAUAUCGUGAAACAGCUUUUUCGUGUCUUGAGCAGGUCAUUAAAGCAUUCAACAAACCGGAGUUCUUUAACACGGUGUUUCCAUCUCUGUUGGAGAUGGGGAAUUCACUCGCCGGCCAAACCAAGUCGGGUCAGAGUGACAAAAAAACAGACGAGGAGGAGAGCACACCGGCCGCUUUACAAGAGAAGAUAUUAAGCUGUGUCACUGCCUGCAUCCAUGUUGCCCGAAUCGAUGAUGUUCUUCAGCAACGGAAGAGCAUCCUCGAUUUCUAUAUACAUUCUCUCUCCCCAAGCUUCCCCUGGCACGUUAAAAUGGCAGUGUUCUCUUCUGUCAAAGAGCUUUGCUCAAAGUUGCAUACAAGCAUUACUGACUCGAAAGAUAGUCCCUCGGAGACCAACACGAUGACUUCUAUUCAUGAGCUAUUUCUUACACUCUCGCCGGAACUGCUGAAGUCCCUUCGCACAAUUAAAAUAGGGCAGGUUCAUGUCGCUGCAGCAGAGUGUCUUCUAGAGUUAACAAAUCAGUACAGUGCUGCUCCGCCUUCCAAUCCGGCACAACUAGGAUUUACAACAGAGCUUCGAGAACUGAUCGAAAUUGAAAAGAACGAGCAAGCAAAGUCUUUGUUGAGGAAAUGCAGCGGCAUCCUGGACAUGCUCGAAGCGGAUAUGAAGCCGUGAUUGCAUCGAUGCGCGUAAUCAUAUGAACAAAUCAGUUUAUUCAUCACAGAAAUAGGGUAAGUUCAAAAGCUAAUGCUCCCUAUGUAUGAUUUCUCCGUGCAAUGCUCAGACUGUGACCAAAAACAAUGGCUUUCUUGUGACUUAUUUAACUUAUGAAAAGAAGAGCUUUAAUGUUAGCCUUAAAGAUUGCAGUGUAAAUGUUAAUCGACGACAUUUUAGAGGAAUUCAUAUGUGCUGUAAGGCGAACACUGCAGAAUUGGAGAACAGGCAGAUUAAAGCUACAGGAACCACAAUUU
This is a messenger RNA of Andrographis paniculata, 5823 nucleotides long. RefSeq lists its product as uncharacterized. The record is from RefSeq and is a predicted model, not a curated record. Gene Ontology annotation, cellular component: cytoplasm; nucleus. The transcript is spliced from 35 exons. Gene Ontology annotation, molecular function: molecular adaptor activity. Lineage: Eukaryota; Viridiplantae; Streptophyta; Magnoliopsida; Lamiales; Acanthaceae. The coding region runs from base 80 to 5527 and encodes 1815 amino acids. Gene Ontology annotation, biological process: proteasome assembly.